AUGGCAUCCUCCAAUAUGGCCCUCUUGAUCCCACACUCGUACAACUUGCGCUCGCGCAAUAAGCAACCAUCGGAAAAGGACGACCGUCGCUGUUCUCCCUAUCGGUUUCGACAUCGCACGGGAGUCCCAAACAAAGAGGCAGAAAGGCUCCAGAGGAUCGUUCGCGCUCCCGCUGCGCAAGCUAGGCCAAAAAAAGGAAAGCACGUCAAGAAACCCGACAACCGACAGGAAAGUGGGGACACGACGACUCAGCAGGAUGCUGCGAAGAUCAAAGAGAUUUUAAGGGAUUUGAAGUCGGAACUGGAAUGUCCGAUUUGUCGCAAGCCUGUCCGAAAUCCACACUUGUAA
Messenger RNA from Pleurotus ostreatus (oyster mushroom), 348 nucleotides. RefSeq lists its product as uncharacterized. The coding region runs from base 1 to 348 and encodes 115 amino acids. The transcript has 3 exons. The record is from RefSeq and is a predicted model, not a curated record. NCBI's taxonomy places the organism in Eukaryota, Fungi, Basidiomycota, Agaricomycetes, Agaricales, Pleurotaceae.